GCGCUUCGGCGCUGUGCAUCGGUCUUAACUUUGGCUCUCUGCCACAGUCAUCCGUCUUUAUCCUGUGUAUCCUGGUUGCACAUUUGUGCAGGCUGCUGCACUGCGCCUGUGCCGGCCAAAAAGGCUAGAGUGCGCAAACAGUUCCUGGCAGUCGAGUUUUGUUUUUCACCUGGAAAGGUUCGCAGUGUUUUUGUUUGAGAUAAGAAGUUAAUAUGGCCCGUACCAAGCAGACCGCCCGUAAGUCGACCGGAGGAAAGGCUCCCCGUAAGCAGCUGGCCACCAAGGCCGCCCGCAAGUCGGCGCCAUCCACCGGUGGAGUGAAGAAGCCCCAUCGUUAUCGUCCCGGAACCGUGGCCCUUCGUGAAAUCCGUCGUUACCAGAAGUCGACUGAGUUGCUUAUCCGCAAGCUCCCCUUCCAGCGCCUGGUGCGUGAAAUCGCCCAGGAUUUCAAGACCGAUUUGCGUUUCCAGUCGGCGGCCAUCGGAGCCCUGCAGGAAGCUUCUGAGGCGUAUUUGGUGGGUCUCUUUGAAGAUACCAACUUGUGCGCCAUCCACGCCAAGCGCGUGACCAUUAUGCCCAAGGACAUACAAUUGGCGCGCCGCAUCCGUGGCGAGCGUGCUUAAGCAGGAUCACUAGGAGCAGAAGGAUCACUGUCGUCCAUCCCCAAACAGACCAUUCUGAUUUACGUUUUUAUGAGGGAAAGGACCAUCAGCGACACUUUGAUCCAAUCUUUCAUUCAAAUUUUCGUUUAUCAUCCUUUGUUCAGUUGUCGGAUCGUCAGAAUGCCGAUGUUAAAAACAACACCACACAUAAAACACACAUUACUUUAAUGCUAAACAUAUUUGUAACUCUUAUUAUUACUAUUAUAUAUUACUUAUUAAGUUCUUUUUCACGUCUGCGUCGACGGUUGAAAUGUCCUGGAACCACGAUACUUUCCCCGAUUCCGGAUCCAUCUUUCGAAGGGGUUCCCCCGGGCGGCCGUUUUCGCCUGUCCGUCCGCAACAUCCGCCACCAACAACUCCAACAAUUGUCUGGCUGGCGGGCCUUGAUUUCCAGUAAUCCGUGGUCUUUAAGGCGCCUGGUUCCCCAUUAUGGGGGAUCUUAACAUCUGGCUGCCGGGACCCGCGGACCUGGAGAUUGGGGCCAACCUAACAAGUGCCGCCAGCUGGACGUGGCAGGGCGGACAGACGGCGACGGAUUACUGCCCGGCGGCGAUUCCCGGACUCUUGAAGAGACGGAGAGGGCGUGGGAAUCAGGCGAACAACCCGAAAACGCAUGGCAUUUUAACAUAUGAAAAUGAUAUCCAAUUAUAACCGAAGACCGAAAGAGUACACUUAAAAUUAAACUUACAUAUAUAAAUAUAUACAUAAAAUAUAUAUCUAUAUAGAAAUCGAAAACACUA
Messenger RNA from Drosophila rhopaloa, 1402 nucleotides. RefSeq names its product histone H3.3A. Gene Ontology annotation, molecular function: structural constituent of chromatin; DNA binding; protein heterodimerization activity. Gene Ontology annotation, cellular component: nucleosome. Lineage: Eukaryota; Metazoa; Arthropoda; Insecta; Diptera; Drosophilidae. Bases 213 to 623 code for a protein of 136 amino acids. The record is from RefSeq and is a predicted model, not a curated record. The transcript is spliced from 3 exons.